Durio zibethinus is the source of this 1857-nucleotide messenger RNA. RefSeq lists its product as uncharacterized. NCBI's taxonomy places the organism in Eukaryota, Viridiplantae, Streptophyta, Magnoliopsida, Malvales, Malvaceae. The record is from RefSeq and is a predicted model, not a curated record.
GACUGAGAUUUUUUAAAAGGGAAGACCUGAAAACUAAGCCCAAAGUAGAACAUGAACAUUUUUACCAACCGCUCCUCAGUGCCAAGCACUCCAAGGGCAACUGGGAAUGGGAUUGGAUUGGUUCAGACUUCAGUUACAUAUAAAAAUGGCUCAAUCUUAUUUUGUACCGGCCUUAAAUUUAAAUUUACCACAAAACCCCAGACACAUAAUCAUAAUUAAAAACUAAAGGGAUUCCCCUAAGCAGUGUUGAGGCGGUGCUUUGCCGUCAAAACAAAAUCCAAAAGGCCCUCGCCGGAAAAAUCCACCAAAGCCAACUUCUCCCAUCCAAUUUCUAUGGACGAUAGCUUUAAACUCCGAGUGGAGAAAAUCUUCGGAUCGCUCCAAUCUUCAUCUCUGCAGCAGCAGCAGCAGCGCCCCCCUCUCUGGUCCCUCACAGGCGACGAGGUCGAGAGGAGAGAAUGGAGGCGAGAAUCCUCCACCAAUCGAGAGGAUACGCUGUGUUCGUCAUUGUUUGAUGAGUUCUUGAAGGACGAAAGAAAGUACAGGAGCGGGAGGCGUAAACAACUGGAGGAUGAUCUCGAUAACGAUGGAGAUUCUAGUCAUUCGCGUGGUAGAAGAAUCGACGGUGAUGGAGAGGAGUGGGAGAUCAGAUCUUGUCUUGGAAUGGAUUCCACUCUCGACAAUGAGGAAGAGGAAGAUGAAUAUGACAAAGUGGCCUCAGGCAGAGAAAAUGCUGGUGAACGCCUUUAUAUGAGUGACAUUGCUGAUCAUGGGUCUUUUUUGAAUUCUCAUAAUGUGCUUCAUAGUGCAUUAAAUCAUACCAGUAACAAGGACCUACGGGCAAGUUGCAUGGCAGCAAGAAUCAGGCUGAAAGAAGACGAUGAAGCAGCUUGGAAGCUCAAUUAUCGUGAUAGGUCUAAUGCAGAGAUUAGGGAAUCAGAUGUCAAGGAAUCGGAUAAUGGUUCCCAAUUGAGGUCUAUAUUAAAAAGGAAAGACAACAGUAUAGGUUUCAAGCCACAAAAGCAUGUCAGGUUUGAGUCUGCUUAUAAAAAUGACUUGGAAGAGCCAUUUGAAAAGUUUGAGGAUUAUCUAACAGCCACCUUGCCAAUGAAUUUUCAAGAUUCAAAUGGUGAAUCUGUACCCGCUGAAAAUGCUCAUGCAGUUCCAGAUUAUAUACUAAAUCCUUCUAGGUAUACACGCUACAGUUUUGAUUCAUCAAAUAAAGUUGAUGAAGAAUCCAAUGCUCAAGCUUUUAUGUACUUGCUUAAGCGUGUUCCAAAUUCAAAAUCUACAGAAUCAUUGUCAGACCUGGAGGAUGCACCACGUGAUCUUCCAAAGUCGGUGACUUUUAUCCCAAAGAGGAAAUUGGGCAAUGUUAAACUAGGAAGCACUGGAGGUGAGAUCAAGGAGAAGGAAGAUGCAUGUAAGAAGUUGUUGCACCCAACACGGCUCCCUGUGGGCAUUGCGGCUGGCACAAACCAGCAUAGUAAAGAUGGUGCAGCAGAGGAUGAUGAAGCAGAAACAAGUGCAGCAGAUAGUACUGCUGUUAUCCAGAAAGGUGGUCGCAGCUAUCGAGUAAAAUCACAGCCGUAUGACUCCGAAUCCGAAUCUGAUGUAUAAUGUCGACAAGAACAGCUCUUAACCGUUCAAGGGUUUUUAAGUUUUUAUUGUUUCUUCCGAGUUUUGUGUUUUUUCCAGUGUUCAGUUAUGCAGGUUAGCAGAAUGAUGGAAAGUUAGUGUUCUGUUAUACAGGUUAGCAGAUUGAUGGUAAGUAAAUGUAUAAGCCUGCCAAAUGUUAAAUGAACAUUUUCAUUUUAAAUCUCUUUUUUAUUUCACAUGAUUUAUGUCAGUGGUCUG